This is a messenger RNA of Acanthaster planci (crown-of-thorns starfish), 1447 nucleotides long. RefSeq names its product transcription factor E2F3-like. The record is from RefSeq and is a predicted model, not a curated record. Lineage: Eukaryota; Metazoa; Echinodermata; Asteroidea; Valvatida; Acanthasteridae. Gene Ontology annotation, biological process: regulation of transcription by RNA polymerase II. Gene Ontology annotation, cellular component: RNA polymerase II transcription regulator complex. Gene Ontology annotation, molecular function: protein dimerization activity; RNA polymerase II cis-regulatory region sequence-specific DNA binding; DNA-binding transcription factor activity, RNA polymerase II-specific.
ACCACACGUGAUGUUAGCCCCGCGAAAUACAACUCGCGCGCUUUGCAAAUUCUAAAACCACUCUUGCAGUCUGCUGGGUCGAGGUGGCUGUGUCGUUGUUCCGCUUCCUUUAAUCUGUCUAAAUCUCCCCAUUCAUUUGCCAUCCUUCCUCCAUAAUCACCCAAAGUAGUCUUUGAAGUACCCAUUAUCCAACCACCUGUUUUUUGUUUCGAGAAUUGUGGCCCAGACGGGAGUAAUUCAAGCCAAAUAUUCGACCCCGUUCGGUAGAGAGCGUCAACCAAAGCCAACACUACUAUUGUUGACGUUAACCAUCGUACAGACGCAAUACAGUCUUAAUACAUGUACAGUAUGCCGAGGGGUGCAGCUCAACAACGGCCGGCCAGCAACAUCACGACCCAGCAUUACAAGCCAAGAAUUCUUAUCACCAGCUCAACGAGCCAGCAGCACCAGCAGCAGGAUUUCUCCACCCUUCCCUGUCCAAGUUUUGACUCCGAGAUUCCCAGCAAUUCGUAUCUUGACGAGGUGGUUCCGAAUUGGGCGGAGGGAUUUGAGGAUUUGUUGGACGUGGUGGACUGCACACCGGAUCUUGCAACCAAAGGAACGCGUCCUAGUCUCGGCAGACCAUUGGCAAAAAGAAAACUUGACUUAGAAUUGCCUUCUAGUACUAACGCCAGUCCUGAAUUUGUAACUUCCUUCAAAACGCCCAGCCCAAGAGUCACAAAGAAGCGUGUGUUAAAACCUAGCCCUAAAAGCAUGCCUAGAGCUGCCAAGUCACCACUUGAGAAAUCCCGUUACGACACAUCACUAGGCCUUCUAACAAAGCGAUUUGUUGGGCUACUGCGAGGUGCUCAUGACGGUGUACUAGACCUCAACCAAGCAGCUGAAGUCCUCAAAGUUCAGAAACGUCGCAUCUAUGACAUCACAAACGUCCUGGAAGGAAUCAAGUUGAUCACCAAGAAGUCGAAAAACAAUAUCCAGUGGAAAGGUACAACCAACUCUGUAGCUGCCCAACAACAUUCUUUCCCUCAUCUAGACCAGACAACACCCAUCACAGCAGCAUCCGUCAAUCUACAUUCAGAUCUUGCUGACCUAGAUGUGCGAGAACGGAAAUUAGAUGAUCUCAUUCACAAUGCAACUGUACAGCUCAAGAUGCUAACUGAAGAUCCGGGAAAUGCAAGAUUCGCUUAUGUAACCUACCAUGAUAUCCGAAGUAUUGAGAGCUUUGAGGACCAAACAGUGAUAGCAAUUAAGGCACCGCCAGAGACCAGACUAGAAGUACCUGACCCGAAGGAGGUAAGUCAUCAUGAAAACACCAAAUCCUGUUGUACUAAAAUACACCACUUAUAUCAUAUUUUCAGAGGAAGUAGACUUGUGCCUGGUGGCCUUUGGGUAGGUUGUUUGCGUAUGGGUCAUUCCAGAAAUUAGAGGUCCAAAAGUGUGACAUUUC